AUGAUUGCCAAGUCCCGGGGAGAAGAAGAGCAUGUUGGGAACCUCAGGAAGCUGUUCGAAAGAUUAAGAAAGUUCCAGUUGAAGCUUAACCCAACCAAGCAUACAUUUGGGGCUACCUCGGGAAAACUACUAGGUUUUAUUGUCAGCGAUAAGGGUAUUGAGGUUGAUCCAGAUAAGAUAAAGGCCAUACAAGAACUGCCACCUCCGCGUACGCAAAAAGAACAUAAUCCGGGAGAAUGGAAUAAGGAGUGCCAAAUGGCCUUCGACAAGAUUAAACAGUAUUUGUCUAAUCCUCCGGUGCUAGUACCGUCGAUCCCUGGAAAACGCUUAAUAUUGUAUCUGACUGUGUUCGAAAACUCAAUGGGUUGCGUUCUGGGGCAGUAUGAUGAGUCAGGGAAAAGAGAAAAAGUGAUUUACUACCUCAGCAAAAAGUUCACAGAAUAUCAGCUAGAUCCAUUAAAGUUCUUGAAGGAAUCACCCGCACUCUCAGGGAGAAUGACACAAUGGCAGAUCUUUUUGUCUGAAUAUGACAUUGUGUAUGUGAGCCAAAAGUCGAUAAAGGGAAGCGCGAUAGCUGACUUCUUGGCAAGUCGAGCAAUAGAGGGAUAUGAGCCGCUGAGAUUUAAUUUUCCAGAUGAAGACUUGAUGUACAUUUUCGAAGGUGAAUCAUCAAAAGAUCAAUCAUGGAAGAUGAGUUUUGAUGGGGCAUCGAAUGCAUUGGGGCACGGGAUAGGAGCAGUCUUAGUAUCACUGGAAGGGAACCAUUACUAG
Molecule: messenger RNA, 771 nt
Organism: Gossypium raimondii (Peruvian cotton)
Lineage: Eukaryota; Viridiplantae; Streptophyta; Magnoliopsida; Malvales; Malvaceae
Exons: 3
Coding region: 1-771 (256 amino acids)
Source: RefSeq, a predicted model, not a curated record